AUGAUGCUAGGUUCAACGAAACAUCCGGAGGGGAUACCUCUGCACCCGGUGCAAAGGCACGCCAGGCGUCGUGUCCUCGUACUGCAGUUCACGGUUACUUCCCUGCUCUUGUAUGCGGCCAUCUCAUGCUACUAUUCUCUGACAUCCCAUGCGCGGUCACCUGUAUCUACGACAUUCCAGGAGGCGCAGCAGUGUACCAUUGACAACCUGCACUCUGAUUUGUCCUUCCUCGACCCCGCCGUACCGAUUUCUGCGGGAGAGUUUCUUGAGCGCAGAGAUCGGCUCGCGCAUGCUUUAGUUGCGUCAAAUGUUGAUGCAUUUGUUCUGGAACCCGGCUAUACUUUCCAGUACUAUGGCAACAUCUCACAGGUCGACUGGGAACCUUGGGAGCCCGAGGAGCGACCAUUUCUCAUGGUAAUUCUACCUCAUGUGUCUUCGUCAGGCCAAGUGGGCGCUAAAACGGCCUUCCUAUCACCUCACUUCGAAGAAGGUCGCGUUCGGAUGCUCGGAAUUCCGUCCAGGGAAGAAGACUUGGACAUUGUCAUUUGGGAAGAACACUGGAAUCCUUACGACACGCUGCUUAAAUCCCACCUCUUUGAUGGUCGUCAGGGAAAGCUUAUGGUUGAUGAGGAAAUAUUUCGUGACUUCAUUGUCAGAGGACUGGACGCUGCUGGAUUCCAAACUGUCGGUCUUUCGCCGGAAGUUGAACUUGUGAAGCAGCAGAAAAGCUCGGCAGAAGUCGAAUUGCUUCGCGUCGUGAACACUGGGACUGUUGUGGCUGUUCGAGCCAUGCGGCCUUGUUUAUUGUCUGGACUCACCGAAGACCAAGUCACAGAGAUUUUGAAUUCUGCUCUCUUGUCCAUCAACUUUGGACUCUUCUUCAACAUUGUGUUGUUCGAAGAACAUGGCGCACUGCCACACGGCGGGUUUGUCACCGGGUGGAAGAAGCUCACUCCUGAGAGCAUGGUCGUCAUCGAUGUUGGUGCCCAUUAUCUGGGCUAUAGUUCGGAUAUCUGUCGCAGCUUCUUUAUCGAUCCACCAAAGCCACAGGCUCUUACUCUGAUAGGUUCUCUACUGAAAGCUUGGAUGAAUGGCCCGAGGGAAGAAGAAGGUCUCAGUGAUGCUUCUGAGCUACGUGCCGAGAAGCUCAAGGUGUGGGAUAUCGUUUUGGAGGCACAGUCAGCUGCCGCCGCCGCUUUCAAGCCGAAUAAUACAGCAGCCAGUGUUGACAUUGCAGCUCGCCAAGUCAUCGAGAAUGCAGGGUACGGAUAUGGUUUCACGCACCGUCUAGGCCAUGGUAUUGGUAUCAAAGCCCAUGAGUCUCCGUACUUGAACAAGUGGAACAAAGAUGUCUUGCUCCAGCCUGGCAUGACAUUCACAAACGAACCUGGAAUCUAUUUGGAAAACAGAUUUGGUGUCAGACACGAGGAUAUCUAUCUGGUCAAAGAAUCGGGGGAGGCAGAAUUGCUCACUGGUCGAAGAGCAACCGGACCAUAUGAUCCAUAG
Colletotrichum orchidophilum is the source of this 1506-nucleotide messenger RNA. Its product is annotated as metallopeptidase family M24. The coding region runs from base 1 to 1506 and encodes 501 amino acids. The record is from RefSeq and is a predicted model, not a curated record. The transcript is spliced from 3 exons. Lineage: Eukaryota; Fungi; Ascomycota; Sordariomycetes; Glomerellales; Glomerellaceae.